GGAUCCCCCUCGAAGUCUUUAUCCAUUAUGAAUUGUUUCGUUAAGUUCAUAUUUUUGUUCAUCUCCACUGAUCCCAGUCAACUUGCCCACUACAACAAUUUUUUUUUUUUUUUAAAUCUCAAAACGAAAACCUCUAUGGUGAUUCAAACCGCUGUCAGUCUUUUGCUUCCUUGUGAGCUGCUUGAGUACGUCUUCGGCGAGAGCUUCAAAUCGGUCACCAAGUGA
Lymnaea stagnalis (great pond snail) is the source of this 225-nucleotide messenger RNA. The record is from the annotation of a GenBank genome assembly. Lineage: Eukaryota; Metazoa; Mollusca; Gastropoda; Lymnaeidae.